UGUCAGGUAGUUGCCUACAACACGCUUUUCUCCCUGAAACGGGAAACCGAGAUCCGGUUGGCCUCCGCGAACGCGGACCUUCAGUGGGCACAUGGAGGUGGAGAACGUUCGGUGUGGGCUAGCCACGGUCAGCCAGCAGCAUGACUACCUUUCGGUAGAGUGCGGCCAGAUACUUGUGGAGGUGGCCCGUCGGCUAGAGGAGAGGCAAGGGCUCGAGACUGGCCACCAGGAGGAGAUACGGGCGCUCGAGAUGGGCCACCAGGAGGAGAGGCGGGUGCUCGAGGCAGCCCACCAGGCCGAGAUGGAAUGCCUCAGCCAAGCCCAUAGACAAGCGUUGGCGGACAAGGAGGCGGUAUUGGCGAGGACCCUCGAGGAGGCUUGCACGGCGAGGGAGGGGUACGAGAAGCGAGCAUGCGCCUGGUCCAUGAAGGAGCAGGGCAUGUUGCAAGAUGCGCAUGAGCUCAACGAGCUCCUCAGUCGGGUCUUUCCGAAGAUGCAGGAGUUGGCGUCUGGGGCCGUGGAGGCUAACCGAGAGGAGCAGCAUGCCGAGGGAGUCCCUAUUGGGAAGCUUACCAGCUGGACCAUGGAGGAGGUUGGCAUCUGCACUCAGGCCCGUCUGAAAAAGCUGGCGGCCAACAUGCACCUGGUCUAGAACAUUGGCCUGGGCAUGAUCCGGAACCUCUGGCUAGACGUGAUAUGACCCGAGACCAUGCUUCGGCUGGCCAGGUGGCUCGAGGCUGGGCCAACGCGCGUCAAUUCCUGGAUUGCUUCGGCUACGCGAGCUAGAGCAGAGAUGGCGCUCAGCGUCGUGAUGUCUUGGCACCCAGGCUUGGAUCUGGGGCUGUUGGCCGCCCGCCGGGAAGACACGGAGGUGGAUCUGGCAACGACCGCCAAGCCCUGAGUGGCCCAGGCAAGGGGGCCUUCGUUGUAUGCUGAGAGGGGCGUGUAUGUCCUGGAGCGGGACGUUGCUAGAGCGUCGAUGCCAGAGGAUGAUUAUGGGUGGCCCUUGGUGACCUAGAAGGUAUUUCGGGCGGUACGGCGGUGAGAAGAACGGCUCCACAAUCGGCGCGUACACUAACACCGAGGAGGCGGACAGUUGUGCUACUGUAGGAGCAGACGGCGCCUCCACCAGCUAGAUCUGUAUUCCUUCCCGAUUUUAGUUAAUACCAUUAGUCACCCACCUGGGUGUAAAUCUUUGUUUGUGCAAAAAUUCUGUGGAUGUGGGCCUGCCAUUUUAUUGUAAUAUAUGGAUGUAUUUUUCUUUGAUCAA
Hordeum vulgare subsp. vulgare (domesticated barley) is the source of this 1270-nucleotide messenger RNA. RefSeq lists its product as uncharacterized. The record is from RefSeq and is a predicted model, not a curated record. Bases 92 to 652 code for a protein of 186 amino acids. The transcript has 3 exons. NCBI's taxonomy places the organism in Eukaryota, Viridiplantae, Streptophyta, Magnoliopsida, Poales, Poaceae.